This is a messenger RNA of Arabidopsis lyrata subsp. lyrata, 2208 nucleotides long. RefSeq lists its product as uncharacterized. Bases 404 to 1963 code for a protein of 519 amino acids. The record is from RefSeq and is a predicted model, not a curated record. Lineage: Eukaryota; Viridiplantae; Streptophyta; Magnoliopsida; Brassicales; Brassicaceae. The transcript has 7 exons.
AAGAAACACACAAAGAGUGAACUGCCCGCACGACACUCACUGGCUCAGCCGGUCCCCACCACUUAACCGUCGAUACCACGACAGACCGACGUGGACAAAUCAGAACCGUUUAUUUCAAAAAGGCAAUUCUGAUCCAGUGGUCCAUGUUUUUUUAAUGCGCCAGCUAAAGAGGAAGAGAGAGAGUCAAAAGAAAGAAAGCUCCAGAAUCUCGUCAAUGGCGGACUGGGUUUUUUCACCUUAGCCAGUCAAAUCAAGGAGGCGAUGGAGAAUAAUGAAAAAAAAAGUUUAGCUGAAGAAUAAAUUGAAGAUUUGAAUCAAACCAUUAGUCUUGUGUCUAAGCUGUUUCUACGUCAUUUGGUUUUGCUGUGAAGUGUUGGUUCGGAUUUAGGUUCGGAUAAGGAAGAUGGAGGAGAUUAGAGGAGUGCCUACGUGGCAGGAGGAGUUAGCGAGUCUCGUCGACGCCGGAUUACGAUACGACGGAGCACCGAUCGAUUUAACGGCGGCUACUGAAAUCGGGUCAAAGAGAUCGGGUUUUGUGUCGGCGGAUGGAUCCGGAUCCGAACCGAAGGAGACAUUGAAAGAUCAAGUGACGGGAUUCAUGAAAUCUUGGGGAGAGAUGCUUCUUGAGCUCGCGAAAGGAUGCAAGGACAUUGUGCAGCAGACGGUGGUGACUGAGGACUCAUUCGUAGUACGGAAGCUCCGGAAACCGGCGGCUAAAGUGUCGAAGAAGCUUAGCUUUCUAAACGAAUUCUUGCCUGAGGAUCGUGAUCCGAUUCACGCUUGGCCUGUGAUUUUCUUCGUCUUCCUCUUAGCACUCGCAGCAUUAAGCUUUAGUCCAGAGCACGAUAGACCAGUGACAGUGAUAAAGAAACUGCGUUUACAUCCUACCGGUGCUACCCGUGUACAGCUUCCAGAUGGUAGAUAUAUAGCUUACCAAGAGCUAGGUGUUUCAGCAGAAAAAGCAAGAUACUCUUUAGUUACGCCCCAUUCUUUUCUUUCCUCUCGACUUGCAGGCAUACCUGGAGUGAAGAAAUCAUUGCUUGUGGAGUAUGGUGUCCGUUUAGUGUCAUAUGAUCUUCCAGGGUUUGGAGAGAGUGAUCCUCAUCGAGGUCGAAACCUUAGCUCAGCAGCCUCAGAUAUGAUUAACCUAGCAGCUGCUAUCGGAAUUGAUGAGAAAUUCUGGUUACUUGGCUACUCUACUGGUAGUAUGCAUACAUGGGCUGCAAUGAAAUAUUUUCCUGGGAAAAUUGCAGGAGCUGCAAUGGUGGCUCCGGUGAUUAACCCCUAUGAACCAAGCAUGGCCAAGGAAGAGAUGGUAAAAACAUGGGAGCAAUGGCUAACAAAGAGGAAAUUCAUGUACUUUUUAGCACGGCGGUUUCCUAUUCUUCUUCCUUUCUUCUACCGUAGAUCUUUUCUCUCUGGUAAACUCGAUCAGCUCGAUGAGUGGAUGGCAUUGUCAUUAGGAGAAAAGGAUAAACUUCUGAUCAAAGAUCCAACGUUUCAAGAAUUUUACCAAAGGAACGUUGAAGAAUCCGUCCGUCAAGGAAUCACAAAACCAUUUGUAGAAGAAUCCGUGCUUCAAGUAUCGAAUUGGGGCUUUACUCUUUCUGAAUUCCGCACACAGAAGAAAUGUACAACCAAUGGUGUCCUUUCUUGGCUCAUGUCAAUGUACAGUGAAGCUGAAUGUGAACUAAUCGGAUUUCGAAAACCCAUUCACAUAUGGCAGGGAAUGGAGGAUCGAGUGGCGCCACCGUCAAUGAGUGACUACAUCAGCAGAAUGAUUCCUGAAGCAACUGUACAUAAGAUUCCAAACGAAGGUCACUUCUCGUUCUUCUAUUUCUGCGAUGAGUGCCACAGACAGAUUUUCUAUGCUCUAUUCGGAGAACCCAAAGGCCAGCUUGAAAGAGUAAAAGAAACAAAGGACACUCUAGUGGAAACAGAGGCACAUAUGGACACUUAUUAGUACUAAUACAACCACCAAAAAAAAAGUAAAGAAGUAAAAAAAAAAAAAAGGUGGAAAUUAGCUAUAGCUAGAAAAUCAAAAACUAGAUAUUUUUUGUUUCAGAUUUUAUAGGGUUACACCAAGCAGAAUUUUAUACUAGAUGGCAUUUUACAUCCCAAAGGAUAUGUAGUUAAAGAUGAUUUAUCAAUGGUUAUGAUAGUACUACUAGAUUCGGAAAAUAAAAUUACAAAAGAAGAAGACAGAUA